AAGUUACCAAAAUGACCCUCUUGCCUGGAGAAAACUCCGAUUAUGACUACAGCGCCCUGAGCUGCACCUCUGAUGCCUCCUUCAGUCAUCAGCAUGCAUUCUUUCCUCGGUCUGAGUCCCUCAAGGGAGUAUUUUACCGAAGAGCCAAGAGACUUCAUCCCAAAGACAACGUCCACCAAAGCAGCCAACCUGAAGACCGAAAGAGGCAGAUCAUCAUUAACGUGGGGGGGAUCAAGUACCUGCUGCCUUGGACUACCCUGGACGAGUUUCCCCUGACUCGUCUGGGCCAGCUGAAAUCCUGCACCAACUUCGAUGACAUCCUCAAUGUCUGCGAUGACUACGAUGUGACCUGCAACGAGUUCUUCUUCGACCGCAACCCCGGGGCCUUCCGGACGAUCUUGACUUUCCUCCGGGUGGGGAAGCUCCGGCUGCUCAGGGAGAUGUGUGCGCUUUCCUUCCAGGAGGAGCUCCUGUACUGGGGCAUUGAGGAGGACAACCUGGACUGGUGCUGCCGGCGGCGAUACCUGCAGAAGAUCGAGGAGUUUGCUGAGAUGAACGAAAGGGAGGACGACCUGCUGGAGAGCGAGAGUGCCGGGGAGAUGGCCGAGGAGACCCGGCUGGGCCAGUGCAUGAAGAGGCUGCAGGACAUGGUGGAGAGGCCUCACUCAGGGCUGCCAGGGAAGGUGUUUGCCUGCCUGUCUGUACUGUUUGUGACCAUCACUGCGGUGAAUCUGUCUAUCAGCACCAUGCCCAGCUUGAGGGAGGAGGAAGAACAAGGUGAAUGCUCCCAGAUGUGCUACAACAUCUUCAUUGUGGAGUCAGUGUGCGUGGGCUGGUUCUCCCUCGAGUUCCUGCUGAGGUUCAUCCAAGCUCCCAGCAAGUUUGCCUUCCUCCGGAGCCCCUUGACUCUGAUCGACAUAAUCGCCAUCCUCCCCUAUUACAUUACUCUGGUGGUGGAUAGCACAUCUGUGGGCCAAAAAAAGCCCAGCUCUGGCAACAGCUACCUGGACAAGGUGGGGCUGGUGCUCCGCAUCCUGCGGGCCUUGAGGAUCUUGUAUGUCAUGAGACUGGCGAGACACUCUCUGGGCCUGCAGACACUUGGGCUCACAGCCCGACGGUGCACCCGGGAAUUCGGGCUCUUGCUGCUCUUCCUUUGUGUGGCCAUUGCCCUCUUUGCCCCAUUACUUUAUGUCAUUGAGAACGAGAUGGCUGAUAGCCAAGAAUUCAGCAGCAUUCCAGCCUGCUACUGGUGGGCUGUCAUAACCAUGACCACGGUGGGUUACGGUGACAUGGUACCCAGGAGCACCCCUGGCCAAGUGGUAGCCCUGAGCAGUAUACUUAGUGGCAUCCUCCUUAUGGCAUUUCCUGUGACCUCCAUCUUCCACACAUUCUCCCGCUCCUACCUGGAGCUGAAGCAGGAACAGGAAAGGGUCAUGUACAGGAGGGCACAAUUCUUGAUCAAAACCAAGUCACAGUUAAGUAACAUGUCACAGAACAGCAAUGUUUUAUUUGGCAGCACCUCCUCAGACACUAGAGACAACAACUGAAAUGAGACAGCUCCGAACACCCUCUGGUGUGAAGCUUAAGUGGCCUUGGCAGUGAGGUCCCCCCAAAGAUCACCCUGAUGUCUGUGACAGUUGAACAGUGGGCACUGUUCCUACAGAGACGAGAGAAAAAAGGAGUGUUACAUAUGGAGUUUGGGUCAUUCCCAUAACACUUAGCCAUGGAUGGUCUCCAUAGUUUGCCACAGUUAAUAGUUCAUGUCCAUCAAUAAAGAAAUGAGUUUUCUUCCUC
Molecule: messenger RNA, 1794 nt
Organism: Trichosurus vulpecula (common brushtail)
Lineage: Eukaryota; Metazoa; Chordata; Mammalia; Diprotodontia; Phalangeridae
Gene: KCNG1
Product: potassium voltage-gated channel modifier subfamily G member 1
Exons: 2
Coding region: 12-1547 (511 amino acids)
Biological process (GO): protein homooligomerization; regulation of delayed rectifier potassium channel activity; potassium ion transmembrane transport
Cellular component (GO): membrane; voltage-gated potassium channel complex
Molecular function (GO): delayed rectifier potassium channel activity; protein binding
Source: RefSeq, a predicted model, not a curated record